AUGAACACACACCGGCCAAUCGAGUCCGUGCGCGCGCACGAGCCGGCCGUGCUCAACGCCGCCUUCAACCAGGACCAGACGUGUUUUGCCGUGUGCCACGAGUCCGGGUUCCAGGUGUACAACACAGACCCGAUGGAGUUGCGCAUGAAGCGUACCUUCAGCACGAACGGCGGCGUCGGACUGAUCGCCAUGCUCCACCGCACCAACUACGUCGCGCUCGUUGGCGGCGGUCGCCAGCCGCGGUUCCCCGUCAACAAGCUGUGCAUCUGGGACGACCUGAAGAAGAAGCCGUCCAUCAUGCUGGAGUUCAUGAGCCCGAUCCUCAACGUGCUGCUCUCUAGAAUUCUGAUCGUGGUGGUGCUGAAAAACAAGGUUCUGAUCCACGCGUUCGAAUCCAAGCCCAAGCUGCUCGCGCAGCACGAAACCUACGACAACGAAGCGGGCGUCGCAGAGCUCAGUGUCAACGAGCAGACCAGCUUCCUCGCGUUCCCCGGUCGCGCUAUUGGCCAGAUCCAGCUCGUGGACGUUUCGCCUGCACACCGCGACCGCAACCUCAUCUCCAUCAUCAAGGCCCACAAGUCCAGGAUCCAGUGUCUCGCCAUCUCCAACUCGGGACUCCUGAUCGCGUCUGCGUCCCAAACAGGCACCAUCAUCCGCAUCCACGACACCGCCAAGUGCUCGCUGCGCUUCGAGCUGCGCCGCGGCCUCGACCGUGCCACCGUCACUUCCAUCAAGUUCUCGCCCGACGACUCCAAGCUCGCCGUGCUCAGCGACAAAAACACCCUCCACGUGUACAACCUCACCGCGGCCGACCCGCAGCCCGAGUCCGCCAUGGCCAAUCGGCUCCACCUGCUCAGCGCCGUCCCGCUCAUGCCCACGUAUUUCCGCUCCGUGUGGUCCUUUGUCAGCUACCACAUCGACACCAAAGACGACGCCGUCAACGACUGCGGCGUGCUCGGUUGGGCCGACAACGAGAGCAUUGUCGUGCUCUGGAAGAAGAAGGGCAUAUGGGAAAAAUACGUCUUGGUGGAGAACGACAAGUGGACGCUGGUCAGGGAGGGCUGGCGCCGUUUCGAGGAAUAGGUCCACACGCUAUAGUUUGGCCUGGCGCACGCGCGACGGGCAAAUGACCGCUUCCAGCCACACCCGAAGGCCUCUCCGGCCCGCGACCCUGCAACGACGCACCAGCGCGCCCCAUCCGUGACACUCGAGCUCCGCCACAGCCACACGCACGCUCUCCAAACUGUCCCCGAGAACAGCCACCUCCGCCACCUCGUACGCGGCACUCAGCGCGGUGAGACUGCGCACACACGCUCGUGCCUGCUCGGCCGCGUCCGGCGCGCGCAAGACAUCGUAUACGGAUACU
This is a messenger RNA of Ogataea polymorpha, 1366 nucleotides long. RefSeq lists its product as uncharacterized. Bases 1 to 1083 code for a protein of 360 amino acids. Gene Ontology annotation, cellular component: phagophore assembly site membrane; extrinsic component of membrane; cytosol. Gene Ontology annotation, biological process: protein lipidation; nucleophagy; protein localization to phagophore assembly site. The record is from RefSeq and is a predicted model, not a curated record. NCBI's taxonomy places the organism in Eukaryota, Fungi, Ascomycota, Pichiomycetes, Pichiales, Pichiaceae. The transcript has a single exon. Gene Ontology annotation, molecular function: phosphatidylinositol-3,5-bisphosphate binding; phosphatidylinositol-3-phosphate binding; protein binding.